AAGUCUCCCACCACUGACGAGCCUGGAGAUUGUCCACGUUUACAGCUUCAGUCUCCGCUUCUCUGCCCCUCAGCUGCAGUCCCGGCCCCGGCGUCAGCACUCUGCGUUUCUUCGUGAAAAACUGUUGCACUGUUUAUCGUUAACUCUCCUUUUUAGUGACUUGUGAGUGUGUAAAGAUGUUUUCCUGCUGUCUGCUCGUUUUCCUGCUCUGUGUUCGCUGCUGCGUGGACUGUAAUCCCAGUCCAGUGUUAGGAGAUGUAGUCGUGGACAGAGUCUUCAUCCCUGCUGAAUGCGGCAGAGAAACCAAGGACGGAGACUUUGUCCGCUAUCACUACAACGCCACGUUUGUCGACGGCAAAGCCUUUGACUCCAGUCAUCAGAGAGGCGACGCUAAGGUCGCUCUCAUCGGCGAGGGUCGUCUCAUCGCGGGCAUGAACAAAGGUCUGCAGGGCAUGUGUGUGAAUGAGCGCAGGACAGUCACCGUCCCCCCUCACCUGGCCUAUGGAAGCACCGGUGCAGGUGAUGUGGUUCCUCCAGAUGCCACUCUGGUGUUCGACAUCCUUCUGGUGGAUCUGUGGAACAAAGCCGACCUUGUUGUCACCAAAACCAUCAACACGCCCAAAGACUGCAAACGGUCCGUGAUGCGCACAGACUUUGUGCGCUACCGAUUCAACGGCACCCUGCUCGACGGCACCGUCUUUGACUCCAGCUACACCCGGAAGCAGACCCAAGACUCCUUAGUGGGUGAGGGUUGGCUGAUCAAGGGCAUGGAUGAAGGUUUGCUGGGCAUGUGCGUGGGAGAGACGAGACAUAUCGUCAUCCCGCCCUUCAAGGCUUACGGGGAGAAGGGAUCAGGCACAGAGAUUCCCUCCCAGGCCACCCUGGUGUACAACGUCCUGUUGGUGGACAUUCAUAACCCAAAGGACAACAUCACCAUUGAGAACCAGGUGGUGCCUGAGUCGUGUACUCGCACGUCGGUUGUUGGGGAUUACAUGAGGUACCACUACAACGGCACCUUCCUCAACGGAGAAGCCUUUGACUCCAGCUACAAGAGGAACAGCACGUACAACACCUACAUCGGAAUGGGGUAUGUGAUCUCGGGCAUGGACCAGGCUCUGCUCGGAGUCUGUGUUGGGGAGAGAAGACGAGUCAUCAUCCCUCCUCACCUGGCCUAUGGAGAACAAGGAGCAGGUGACGUCAUCCCUCCCUCAACCGUGCUCGUCUUCGACGUUCACAUCAUCGACUUCCACAACCCCAACGACACCGUGGGCAUCCAGGUCACCCACAAACCAGAAGUGUGCAACGAGACCACCGCGGAGCACGACCGCGUCCACUAUCACUACAACUGCUCGCUUAUGGAUGGCACGCUGCUCUUCUCCUCACACGACUAUGAGAACAUCCAGGACGCUGUGCUGGGGGCAGACAAAGUCAUCGACGGGCUGGACGUGGGUUUGAGGGGAAUGUGUGUCGGAGAGAGGAGGCUGGUGACGGUGCCUCCACAUCUGGGCCACGGAGAAAAAGGAGCCACUGGUGUGCCCAGUAGUGCCGUGUUGGUGUUUGACAUCGAGAUGCUGAGCUUCCAGAAGGGCGUCCCCCCUGGUUACCUGUUUGUGUGGCUCGAGGAUUCUCCUACAAACCUGUUUGAAGUCAUGGACACAAACAAGGACAACGAGGUCACACAGGAGGAGUUCGAAGAGUUCAUCAAGCGGCAGGUGGCAGAGGGCAAAGGUCGCAUCAAGCCCGACCUGACGAUGGAGCAGGUUGUCGUCGACAUGUUCGAAAACCAGGACCGGAACAAAGACGGCUUGAUAACGGCGGACGAGCUCAAACUAAAGGUAGAAGAGGACAAGGAACGGGAAGAGAUGAGGCACGAGGAGUUGUGAUGAGGUGACUGAGGCUUUUACACGCUCUCGCUCUCUCUCAGGGAUGAACCCCAACACCUUAAAAAAAAAAAAACAAGCAACGAGAGACUUUUCCUUCAAGGCGUCAAUGUUUUAAUAUUGCACAUGUUUUGAUAUGACAAGAAAAUAGUGUGGAGAAUCUUCUUGCGUAGCUUUUGUGUUGUGUGAGUGUUUGAGUUGGACAGUUGUUUUUCAGACAAUCGACGGAGCACCUUUUUAUUUGUCCCUGAAGUCAUUAAAAUGUCAGAAAACGAA
This is a messenger RNA of Solea solea (common sole), 2156 nucleotides long. RefSeq names its product FKBP prolyl isomerase 10b (gene fkbp10b). The coding region runs from base 177 to 1883 and encodes 568 amino acids. The transcript is spliced from 10 exons. Gene Ontology annotation, molecular function: calcium ion binding; peptidyl-prolyl cis-trans isomerase activity. NCBI's taxonomy places the organism in Eukaryota, Metazoa, Chordata, Actinopteri, Pleuronectiformes, Soleidae. The record is from RefSeq and is a predicted model, not a curated record.